Komagataella phaffii GS115 is the source of this 1662-nucleotide messenger RNA. Its product is annotated as Permease of basic amino acids in the vacuolar membrane. Gene Ontology annotation, biological process: transmembrane transport; basic amino acid transport. The record is from RefSeq and is a predicted model, not a curated record. The coding region runs from base 1 to 1662 and encodes 553 amino acids. Gene Ontology annotation, cellular component: fungal-type vacuole membrane. The transcript has a single exon. Gene Ontology annotation, molecular function: basic amino acid transmembrane transporter activity. NCBI's taxonomy places the organism in Eukaryota, Fungi, Ascomycota, Pichiomycetes, Pichiales, Pichiaceae.
AUGAGUGUAAAAUCGUUAGAAACAACUCCUUUGAUCACCACUACAGUUGUUCAAUCUACCUCUGAUAGCGAGGUGGAUAAAGAUUCCCAGGUUCAGUUUCCCAUCCAACCCGUCGACGCAGUAGAUGAGGACAUUUCUAUCUGGGAUAUACCCAAUAUCUUCAAGAUUGAACUUGCGCUGUUCACUAAUGUGUUUGUGGGAAGUUUUGAAGGAACUGUGACAUCAUCCACGUAUGCGAUUAUUAGUAACGAGUUUGAUGCGGUGAAUAUUGGUUCGAUUAUUACUAUCGCUUAUCUGAUCACCAGCACAUCUUUCCAGCCACUUUAUGGAUCACUUUCAGACGUUUUGGGAAGAAGGUUCAUGUCUUUCUUUGCUAUCGGGGUUUUCUCUGUGGGAAGUUUGUUCUGUGGUUUGGCUCGUGACAUUUACUCCCUGUUUUUAUUCAGAGCCAUCACUGGAAUUGGUGGGGCUGGAAUCAUCUCAAUGUCGACUAUCAUCAACUCUGAUGUCAUUCCAAGAAAAAAGAGAGGUUUGUUUCAGAGUUUCCAGAACAUUAUGCUUGGUGUCGGAUCUAUUAUUGGGGCCUCAUUGGGAGGACUAAUUUGCGACACCAUAGGUUGGAGAUGGUGCUUCAUCAUUUUGUUGCCCAUGUCCCUUUUGUCAUUGGUUCUUACGUACCUUUACGUUAGCAACCCUCCACAUCAUCUCAGUGGACUCAAAUUAAGUUCAGUUGAUAUCAAAGGGUCUGUUCUGUUGGUUGUUGGUCUCAGUCUGCAAUUGAUAGCACUAUACUCCAGGUCAUUACGUUUUUUCUUAUUUUUUUUAAUUUCCAGCUCUCUUCUGCUUUUCUAUUUCAUCUACGAUUUGAGCAAGAAUGACCCAAGCACCAUCAAAUUAAUACCUUGGGAAACUGUUAACAAACUACCCCAGUUGUUGACAUUGAACUUUGGAUUCAUCGUUGGAUUUGCCAACUUUGCCAACAUUUAUGUGUUACCACUUUUGUUCCAAUUAGUAUUGAAUGAUUCUGCCACAAAAGCUGGUCUUCGUCUGGCUAUCCCCUCCUUCUUUACAUCUGUUGGCGCAUUAAUCACGGGAUACGUGAUGAACAAGAAUGUGAAUCAUUUGAAUUGGCUGAUCAAGUUGGGAUUUGUGAUUCUCAUUUUGGGUACAUUUUUGAAUUCCCUGAUCACCCCUAGUCUCAAGAAGUACGUCAACUUUAUUAUCAUACCAAACAACAUAGGUCUUGGAAUUGCAUACCCUGCGUCAUUAUUCCUAUACAUUUUCCUUUUCCCCAAUAGUCUUCAAGCAUCAUCGACUACGACCCUUUUACUCGCAAGAGGUGUUGGACAAGUUUGGGGAAUGGCUGGAGCAUCGGUAGUGGUUGCCCACUUGGUUAAAUUCAAGCUAUGGCACGUACUAGCUGAACAUAAGAAGGACUUGGACUUGACUGAUUCUCAAAUAGCAGACAUAAUUGAGCAGUCUUCUAAAUCAUUGACUUACGUCAGACAUCUUCCAGAGAACAUAGCUGUCUUCGUUCAUAGCAGUUAUAAAGCAGGAUUAUGGGGAGCACAGAUGGUUUCCAUUGCUGUUCUAGUUCUUGGUCUUUUAGCUUCGAUUUUUAAAGACUUUUCAUCGAAGGCUGGUAAGAAGUUCGUGAUCUAA